AUGCGUUUGGAAGCAUCAAUUGAUGUGUCAAGACUUCUUUUGCAAUAUGGAUUACUUUUUCGAGGUCAUGAUGAAAGUGAAUCUUCAACUAAUCAAGGCUUCUUUCUAGGAUUCUUGCGAUGGCAUGGGGACAAACAUCCGGAUGUGGGAAAAGUGAUAUUAGAAAAUGUCCCACAAAAUGAUACUUUGACUUGUCCUAUGAUUCAAAAAGAUAUUGCCAAUGCUUGUGCAAAAGAAACAUUGAAAGCAAUAAUUGGGGACUUGAAUGGAGAUUACUUUGGUAUAUUAGUUGAUGAGUCAAAAGACAUCUCUCACAAAGAACAAAUGGCUCUUGUUUUGCGUUUUGUUAAUAAGAAUGGUGAAGUAGUUGAACGAUUUAUCGGUCUUGUCCAUGUUAGUGAUACAUCGGCAUGUUCAUUGAAGAAAGCGAUUUAUUCUUUGCUUUCCGUUCACUCACUAAGUCCAUCCAAAAUACGUGGACAAGGUUAUGAUGGGGCUAGUAAUAUGAAAGGAGAGAUAAAUGGGCUCAAAACUUUGAUUAUGAAAGAUAGUCCAUCGGCAUAUUACAUUCAUUGUUUUGCUCAUCAAUUGCAACUAACACUAGUGGCUAUUGCUAAAAAACAUUUGGAUGUUGAAGACUUUUUUGAUCAUGUUAGUAAUGUGUUGAAUGUUGUUGGAGGAUCUUUCAAGCGUAGAGACUUACUUCGUGAUCACCAAGCCAAAAAGUUAGAGCAAUUAUUUGAAUCCGGUGAAGUUCAAAAAGGCCAAGGAUUACCUCAAGAACGUGGGCUUCAAAGACCAGGUGAUACUCGUUGGGGAUCACAUUUCAAAACUUUAGAUAACUUUAUUGUUAUUUUCUCAUCUAUUGUUCAUGUUCUUGAAGUGAUUGAACUUGAAGGGUCCACAUCAAGUGAUAGAAAUCAAGCGAAGUAUCUUUUGACAAGGAUUAAAACAUUUAAAUUUAUUUUUGUGCUUCACUUGAUGUUGAAAGUGUUGGCAAUGUCAAAUGAUGAGUAA
Messenger RNA from Solanum tuberosum (potato), 1017 nucleotides. RefSeq names its product zinc finger MYM-type protein 1-like. Bases 1 to 1017 code for a protein of 338 amino acids. The transcript has a single exon. The record is from RefSeq and is a predicted model, not a curated record. Lineage: Eukaryota; Viridiplantae; Streptophyta; Magnoliopsida; Solanales; Solanaceae.